Theileria annulata is the source of this 1551-nucleotide messenger RNA. RefSeq lists its product as uncharacterized. Lineage: Eukaryota; Apicomplexa; Aconoidasida; Piroplasmida; Theileriidae. The record is from RefSeq and is a predicted model, not a curated record. The transcript has a single exon. Bases 1 to 1551 code for a protein of 516 amino acids. Gene Ontology annotation, biological process: protein ubiquitination. Gene Ontology annotation, molecular function: ubiquitin-protein transferase activity; RNA binding. Gene Ontology annotation, cellular component: CCR4-NOT complex.
AUGGAUUUGGAAUAUGUUAAUGAUAAUGUUAACAAUAACGAGGAUGAUGAGAUAUGCCCAUUAUGUAUGGAAUUAUUGGAUGAAACCGAUCGCAAUUUAUUCCCAUGUAAUUGCGGAUACCAAGUUUGCCUAUGGUGUUUACAUUAUAUCCGCAAUACCAUGGGCAAUAAGUGCCCUGCCUGCAGGCAAGAUUAUAAUGAGUCGAAUUUCAAGUAUAUUAACACAAAUACCACCGCCACCACGCGAAGCGAUAAAAACAAUAGAAAGAAAAAACCAGACCUGAACAUUAAUAACGGAGCUAACUCCAAUAAUUCAACUACCGCCACUACCAAUGGCAGCUCAGUCAAUAAUAGCUCAUCCGAUAAAAGUUCUUCCCAGUCACCCACUACUAAUACAGGAGUUGUAGAUAGUAACAAUGUAUCAAUAGAAGUAUUAAAAGAUAUAAGAGUAAUCCAGAGAAAUUUGGUGUAUGUGGUAGGCAUACCACUAAAGUUGGCCAAAAAGGAGAUUUUAAAGAGAUAUGAAUAUUUUGGCCAGUACGGGAAAAUUCAGCAUAUUGUAGUAAACAAGAGCAACACAUACUCGAAUGUGAAUAUACCUUCUUACACGGCAUAUAUCACAUACUCGAAGAAAUCUGAAGCGAACUACGCCAUUCAGUGUAUUAAUACAAAGCAGAUCGAUAAUAAAUAUCUGAGAGCGUCUUACGGGACCACCAAGUACUGCAGCUAUUUUCUUAAGGGUCUAAAGUGCUUUAAUCAGGACUGUUACUACUUACACAAGUUCACAAACUCAUCUGAACACUACUAUAAACACAGUAAUACUAAUAACGCAACACUUAACUCUAAAGAAAUAGAUAAAGAUAACACUGCCAGCGCAGUUAAAGACACUAGUGCGAAGGACACGACAGUCACCAAUAAUGUAGAGCAACCUGAAACAGGCCCAGUAGUCGAUAACAUUUUCAACGUAAAUAUCAAGUAUAUACUGAAUAAAUACAACAGCAAUAAUAAAUUAAUAAACAUUGUCAACGUUAAUAAUAAUAAAUCGUUAAGUUCGGUCAAUAACAACGUCACUAAUUUGUACCAAUGGUGUUUCAACAACACAAACACUCCCAACACUAUGCAUGUCAACUCGGGAUCUAACCAGCCAAAUUACUCAGAUCACAAUAGCAAUACAAAGGACGGCACAGUUGACAUAUUUAACAACAAUGAGUUAUAUAUUAACGAUAUAAUGAAUAAAAUAAGGAGAUACACCAUGCUAAUAGAUAACUUAUCAAAGUCCUAUAACAACACCAACACCACCUUAAAUCCCAAGGACAAAUCUAAUACUUUGUCCCCAAAAGAUAACUCACAGCAUGAUAAAGGGCAAGAAAGUUCUGUUGGUAAUGAAGGAGGCACCAUUGAAAACUAUAUACAAAAUAUACUAUAUAACUCUAAAGGCCCCGAGGUUGCCAACAACGUAAUGACCGAAGAUGUAAAUAAAUUGUAUAAAUCACACCUCAAGAGGAACGAAUGCCUCCUCAACCAUUUAAAAUUAAUAUUUAACAACGAAUAA